This is a messenger RNA of Prunus armeniaca (apricot), 399 nucleotides long. The record is from the annotation of a GenBank genome assembly. Lineage: Eukaryota; Viridiplantae; Streptophyta; Magnoliopsida; Rosales; Rosaceae.
AUGAACUCGCUUCAAUUUCUGAUGGCCGCUAUACAAAAAUUUUCUUUUGAUUAUGUGUUUUGCAUCCUGAAAAUAGAAGGGUGUGGUCGAAAAGUUAUUGCUAGAGGGAGCAAUAGAGAUUUUAGCCUACUUGGGGAAUAUACAGACAUAGAAACACAUAGUCGGGCUUUGCUUGUUGUCAUAGACUAUGAAGCCGCAAUUCACCUCUGGAAGGUUGACAAAUUUGACUUUGUUGUCUGCAUGAGUGCCUAUAUCGACGUUGUUUUUGGCAGCAUUGAAAUUGGACUAGUCUUAGCGGGUACUUUUGUUUGUGGCAAGGCCAAGGACUUUUGUUCAAGGAAACCUUCCGAAUUCCAUGGCACACAGGUUGGAGAGGACUUGAUGAAGGCAUCAUUGUAG